Cylindrotheca closterium is the source of this 972-nucleotide messenger RNA. The record is from the annotation of a GenBank genome assembly. NCBI's taxonomy places the organism in Eukaryota, Bacillariophyta, Bacillariophyceae, Bacillariales, Bacillariaceae.
AUGAGUCGAGCAAUGUUACAAGAACUCGGCGCUCCGUCAGAGUGCGUGGACGCUAUUUGCUGUGAUUUCUGGACAGAAGGCUGUGGAUGUGAUGGAUGCUACGGUUGCAUUGCUGAUGGAUUUGAAGCCAUCAAUCCCUUCAUGGAAUGUGUCGCUGAUGCCAUUUGGAUCUUUGGAUCACCGCUGGCCUUUCCGUGCAUCUUCUUCUUUAAAGCACCAGAGACGAGUCCUCCCGGUGGAGGUUGGCAGGUACCAAUGAUGAAGACACCCAUCAAGGCUUGCCCACAAUGGUGCUUCUACACUAUAUGCUGUCCAUGUGGUCAGUGGCAUAUGCGACGAAAAUUGUUGGAGGGAGACAUGAGCAAGUAUAAACUAUGGCAAGGAUAUCAUGAUGGCCCACAGUGCUGUGCAAGAAGGUGUCCCAGUAUGCCUAUCACCAUCAAGUCUGGAACCUACGGCGAGGAAAAAUGUCCGAACGCCUUCUUGUGUGCCGAAGUCACAUGUCUUGCUGGUGCCUGGAGUGUCUGCUGUUCCUUUGAUGUCAAUAGACGCAUGAUCAAGGAACAGCGCAAUUUGGGAGACGACCCCACCGAAGUUCGAGUCCGCAAGUGCAUUGGAUUCUUUUCAAAUAUCAUGUCGCAACUGUACUGCUUGGGAUGUUGUGUCAAGUGUGCCAGUUGUCUAGUAGGUUGCUGCGCCACUGAAAGUGAGGGGGCUCAAGAGUGUUCGGAGGAAGGAGGACGAGCUGGAAGAGCUUGCAUUUCUUGUGCUCAUACAAUCUGGCGCGGGAUCUGGUCUGUCAAAGUGAUAGCAAUGGGAUGCAGUUCGGCUCAAAUGGAUGUAGAGAUGAAGAAGGGGGAACCGUUACCCAGUGUUCCGACUGCUGAAAAGAUGGAAAGAGGGGCAGACAGUGAAGGUGGUACCUUGGACGACGAUGACGAGGAGGCGUGGUGGGCCAAGGGAAAGAAAUAA